UUUCCCGGAAUUUUCACACGCUUUUCCUUCGUCUUCCUCACCUGCGUCUGCGUGCGCUUCGACUGGUGCAUCGGGUCAAAGGCCUUUUCUGCAACCACGGGGAAGGGAUUGAUGGCUGUUGGUUGGAUCGUGGCGUGAAUUUUGAAUGGAAGCGAUGGAGGAGCAAUUACGAGAAGCGUUGAGGGGCAUUUAAUUUCCCCCAACCAACAUCAACUGCACCUCUUUAUUUCCUCCAUUAAUACUCUCGCUUCAAGUCAACCGUCUAUCGUGUGUUGCAGAUUAGUAACCCUAUUUAAUUGGUGUUUUUUUUGGUGUUGUGUUCUGUGUUCUGUUCCUGUGCUGUUCCCCCCCGUUGCCGCGUUCGUGCUGAUGAAGUGAGAAUUGUGGUAUCGCCUGCAUAAGAUGUUUGCUCGUGUUCGCCGAUUCAUCAUUGUUUUAGGUUUUGGACUUUUAGCACUCACGUCGCUCGCUGCUGCUGCGUGUAAUCGAACUUGUGGCAGUUCACCCGUGCCAUUUCCGUUUGGAUUCACCGAAGGAUGUGCAAUCCGGUUGAACUGUACUAGAGAUUUGAAUUUGAUGAAGAUUGGGGAAUUUACAGUUUUGAAUUUAACGUCCGAUCGGAUUUUGGUAAGUGUUCCUCCAAAUUGCACCCGUUCGAUCGAAGAUUUAUCCUCGCUGAUAGGCACGAACUACUCGCCGACGGUGAACAACGCUCUUCUGUUAGAUCACUGCGUCAGGCCGAUCAAUGACUGCUUGUUUCCUGACAGACUGCUCAAGAGGUUAGGGAUCGGAGUAGACGGUUGCAUCGAUUCCACCAAUAAUCAAACCAUGAGUUGUUAUAUAGGAGAUACUAACGACGAUUCUGAGUUUUUGGACUAUAAAAGGAUGAAGACACUGAAUUGCAGCGGCCUGAUUUCGUCGGUAAUGGUAGGUUUGAUAGGGAAUGCUAGUGUGAACACCACUGUUUCUGCUUCAUUGGAUUUCCGGAUGAUGGAGCUCAAAUGGUGGGUAAAUGAAAGCUUUCCCUGUGUUAGCAAUGCCAACACAAUUCGACACCACGUCAAAAAUGCUACCCAAAUCCGCUGUGAAUGUAAAGUAGGUUACACCGGAGAUGGUUUCGCCGACGGCGAGGGUUGCCGGCAAGUUAAUGCUUCUGCACCAGCACCACAGCAGCUCAGCCCACAAAGGUCUAGCCAUGGUAGAAUUACAGCACUCAUUGCAGGGAUUACUGUUGGAGCCUCCAUGUUGGCUACUCUGGCAGCCAUCUGCUACUGUAUCAGGCGACGCACCGAGCUUCUAAAGAGCCGGCUGAGCGCAAAGCGGCUGAUAAGCGAAGCAGCCGGAUGCUCGAGUGUCCCAUAUUAUCCUUACAAGGAAAUCGAGCGAGCAACGAAUGGAUUUUCCGAGAAACAGAGGUUGGGAACCGGCGCAUACGGCACAGUUUACUCUGGGAAGCUCCACAACUUUGAGAUGGUAGCGAUCAAGAAGAUAAAACACCGCGACCACGAGAGUGUUGAGCAGGUCAUGAACGAAAUCAAGCUCCUGUCCUCUGUGAGCCAUCCAAACCUCGUCCGUCUUCUAGGCUGUUGCAUUGAGAACGGUGAACAGAUUCUUGUUUACGAGUACAUGCCGAACGGCACCCUGUCUCAGCAUCUACAGAGAGAGAGAGGCCCCGUCUUGCCAUGGACGAUACGUCUAACCAUCGCAGCAGAAACCGCUCAUGCAAUCGCCCAUCUUCACUCGGCGAUCAAUCCUCCGAUAUACCACAGAGACAUCAAAUCCAGCAACAUUCUGUUGGAUUACGAGUUCAAGUCGAAGGUCGCAGAUUUCGGUCUUUCCAGAUUCGGCAUGGCGGACGACUCCCAUGUUUCGACGGCGCCGCAAGGUACGCCCGGCUACCUCGACCCUCAAUACCACCAGAACUUCCACCUUUCGGAUAAAAGUGACGUGUACAGCUUCGGCGUGGUUCUUGUCGAAAUCAUCACGGCGAUGAAAGUCGUAGACUUUUCGCGACCGCACAGCGAUAUCAACCUGGCUGCGCUGGCAACAGACAGGAUAGGAAAGGGUCGAGUCGACGAGAUAAUCGAUCCAUACCUGGAGCCACACAGAGACGCGUGGACACUCUCGUCGGUUCACAAACUGGCUGAGCUGGCGUUCCGAUGCCUCGCCUUCCACAGGGACAUGAGGCCGUCGAUGAUGGAAGUGGCGGACGAGCUGGAACAGAUCCGGCUCAGCGGUUGGGCGCCGAUGGAAGAGAAUAUCCACAUGGGAUCCUCCGUCGCCUCCUCUUGCUCGUCUCCGUACCAAGGGAGCGAGACGUCGUUCAACAAUUCGACAAGUAAGCGCACAGGAUUGGGUAGCCGGCGAUUGAUCGUUCCACAGAGAACGGUCGCGGAUGAACUGCCUGUAACAGACGAGAUGAAGGAUUGUUCCCCUGUCUCCGUUCGGGAUCCAUGGCCGAGCGAGCAGAGCUCGCCGUCCGCCAACAGCUUACUCAGUAAUAUAGUCAGCCAUGGCUUCUCGGAUCGACAACCCGACUAACUUUCCGGGAUUCGGCAUUUGAAAACUGCCCAACGACACGAGCGUGAGGCACGGUUGCUUCACCCCGGGCAAGGGCGUCGACGUUUUCGAGAAGGUAUUUAGUAGGGAGACGGCCUACGACGUACCCCUCCUCGUUCCCUUCCCGGUCGAGGAAGGCGAAAUGAGGAAUGCCUUCAACCCCAAACUCAUCUAGCUCUUGUUCCCACUUUGUAUUGUCGACAUUCAACAU
This is a messenger RNA of Andrographis paniculata, 2770 nucleotides long. Its product is annotated as wall-associated receptor kinase-like 14. Gene Ontology annotation, molecular function: ATP binding; protein kinase activity. NCBI's taxonomy places the organism in Eukaryota, Viridiplantae, Streptophyta, Magnoliopsida, Lamiales, Acanthaceae. Gene Ontology annotation, biological process: protein phosphorylation. The transcript is spliced from 4 exons. The coding region runs from base 403 to 2541 and encodes 712 amino acids. The record is from RefSeq and is a predicted model, not a curated record.